AUGCUCAGAAGAGGGGGAACCCUGCUAAAUCUCCAUCGAGUUUUUCGGUCUGUAUGCUGCAAACGCGUAUUGAAAUGUUUGUUCUCGACCGAAGUCAGUACAGUCCACAAAGGCACUGCGUUUGAAGAACGAUCCCUUGCACUAUUGGAACAGACGAUGUCCAUGUCUCUCAAACGCGUUGGAGGGAAAGAAGACGGUGGAAUUGACCUUGUGGGCUGGUGGUGGCUUCCGUAUGAUGACGAUACGGCAGGCUCAACGGCAUAUACCAAAAGGCGACGGAUACGCGUCCUGGGACAAUGCAAAGCGGAAAAGAAGAAAAUGGGACCGAGUUUCGUUCGCGAGCUUGAAGGCGUUCUGUACCGCUUCAUAACCAUGCCGUCGACUCUCCCUGGGCUUGUUGAUGAAGAAAAGCCGGACGUGUCUAUUCCUGGGCAAGCCCAUAUUCCGAUGGUGGCCCUCCUGAUUUCCGAAUCGCCUUUCACCAAAUCCGCGCUCCUGCGUGCUCACUCGUCGCCGAUACCUUUCUUUAUGCUGCACCUACCUCCUGUGGAUGAUAACCGUACUUCAGAUCCUGAGUCAGAAGGUGGACUCGAGUCUCCCCAAACCUUCGUUGGUCCCGGUGCAGCGGUGUGCAACCCUGCUCUAUCGGGUGCUCAAGGACUUUUACAGGGUCAAAUGGAAGUACGUUGGGAAAGGCAUAUGUUAGGGCAACACGGUCGUCCAGCACUAUGGUGGCGAAAUACAAGGUUACCGAAUCAGAUACCCUAUACGGACCCGCUUGAAGCGAGCGUAGAUGCAUCAAGAUGUGAAUCAUGA
Psilocybe cubensis is the source of this 816-nucleotide messenger RNA. RefSeq lists its product as uncharacterized. The coding region runs from base 1 to 816 and encodes 271 amino acids. The record is from RefSeq and is a predicted model, not a curated record. The transcript has a single exon. NCBI's taxonomy places the organism in Eukaryota, Fungi, Basidiomycota, Agaricomycetes, Agaricales, Agrocybaceae. Gene Ontology annotation, cellular component: mitochondrion.